UUUUUGCACAGUUCUUGUCAUCCAUCUUUUCAAAAGUAUGACGCUGCCAUGGCCCUUGCUUUUGCUCAUCCACAGUUUGGCUCUGUUGGUUAGGGUUAAGAUUUAGGAGGUAUAAAUGUGGAUAUUGCACUGAGGCUGGGUUGUGAUGAAGUGAGAGUGAGACAAUACUGGAUAGUUAAUCCUCUUAAAGCCUGCAGGUAUUAGCCAUUAUGCUGAUCCAUUGUGAAGAUGCGCCCUAAAUAAACUGUUGGCUCGUUCCCCUGUGUGUGCCGCUCAGCUUCAGACUGAUUGUCAGACAUUUCUGCAUUCUCUGACCUGACAGGAUUUUGUUUAGAUGGUCCAAUGAUAUGAAAUGAAACACGCCAAGGCAGUGUGGGAUCCUGUCAGCCCCAAUCAUUUGGGGAGAGAACUGGAUCGCUGGACGAAGAGCUGGCCUGCCCUUCAUGCAUCAGAAUCCAUCAUAGGUCACCCAAUCUGAUAAGAUGUUUUGUCUGAGAAGGAAGCGACUGCGGCUGAGGCGCAUCAUCUUCCUCCUGGCCGGCGUCUUCAUCUGCGUGGUGUACCAGCUGGCCGUUAGCGCCGGACGCCAUGAAGCGUUGCCUUCGCCUCAAAUCGGAGACGCCUUCACCGAGGGCUCGGCCGGAUGGGUCGAGGAGGUCACGGCCGACAGUCGGGAGAAGCCGAGAAACCAAACGGCGUGGACGACCCGCUUCAACUCAACCGUGGCUGGGAGAACUCCACCGCCGGCGACCACCAACCGGACGAUUGUGCGUUGCAUAUAUGUCCCGCCUGAUCCAAAGGAGGAGGCCCCAACUCCAUCUUCUCCCGGUGAAACUCCUCACAUGAAGGGAGAGUACCCCGAAGAUAUCUUUUCCGUGGAGGAACGUAGACGAGGCUGGGUGAUCUUGCACAUCUCCGGCAUGAUGUACAUGUUCGUGUCACUUGCUAUUGUGUGUGACGAAUUUUUCGUCCCCGCAUUGGGGGUCAUCAUAGACAAAUUAGAAAUAUCCGACGACGUGGCGGGAGCGACCUUCAUGGCGGCUGGAGGAUCCGCCCCUGAGCUUUUCACCUCCUUGAUCGGGGUCUUCAUAGCCCACAGCAACGUCGGUAUCGGCACCAUCGUGGGCUCGGCGGUUUUCAACAUCCUCUUUGUGAUCGGGAUGUGCGCUUUGUUUUCCCGGGAGGUGCUUCACCUCACCUGGUGGCCUCUCUUCAGAGAUGUGUCCUUCUACAUUGUGGACCUCAUCUUGCUCAUCAUCUUCUUCCUGGACAAUGUCAUCAUGUGGUGGGAGAGUAUGACGUUGGUGGCCAGCUAUACCUUCUAUGUCGUCUUCAUGAAGUUCAACGCCCAAAUAGAACACGUGUUCAAGACGCAGCUUUACAAACACAAGGGCAUUGUCCGAAUUAUUACUGACGAAGAGCCAGAAGUGACCACGGCCAAUGGGGAGAGUCAGGUUAAAACGCCGCCUCCUCCUCCAGACUACUGGAAUCGGUUAAAGUUGAAGCCAUCUCUUCAACGCGGUGGAAGUUCAGCAUCUUUGCACAACAGCACCAUGAGGAACACCAUUUUCCAACUCAUGAUCCACACCUUAGACCCGCUGGGAGAAGGCAAAUUCAAGGACAAGGCAGAGAGUCUUACUAAUGUAGUGAGACGAAAGGCUGAAGAUGGAGACGGUGAGCAGGAGCAGGCCAAAGACGUCGAUGCUGCUCCUGCGUGCAAAAGUGGAAAGAAGGAGCCACCCAAAGAUGAGAAGGUACACUCCACCAAGCAUGUCAAAAAGCCCAGAAGUCAAUCUUUGAUACCUUUCUAUGAGGACCAGCCGGCACAGGAAGACCAGUCAGACGAGUCAAGCAGCGGCGAGGAGGACAGUGAUGAAGAGGAGAGCCAGGAAGAUGACAGCGACGAUGACUCCAGUGAAGAUGACGAGGAGGAAGAGGAGAAGCCUCUGUCUUUAGAAUGGCCCGACACGCCAAGGAAACAAGUCACUUACCUUUUCCUGCUGCCUAUCGUCUUCCCUCUGUGGCUCACCAUCCCUGACGUCCGCAAACAGAAUUCCAGGAAAUUUUUCGUGGUCACCUUCCUGGGCUCUAUUCUGUGGAUAGCCAUCUUCUCGUACCUCAUGGUGUGGUGGGCACAUCAGGUCGGUGAAACCAUCGGGAUCUCUGAGGAGAUUAUGGGCCUGACUAUUCUGGCUGCCGGGACGUCCAUCCCCGACCUCAUCACCAGCGUGAUCGUCGCCCGUAAAGGACUCGGCGACAUGGCCGUGUCCAGCUCUGUGGGCAGCAAUAUCUUUGACAUCACUGUGGGUCUGCCGUUGCCAUGGCUGAUUUACUCGUUCAUCCACGGUUUUGUUCCCGUGGCCGUCAGCAGCAACGGGCUCUUCUGCGCCAUUGUGCUGCUCUUCCUCAUGCUGCUCUUUGUUAUCAUCUCCAUCGCGUCGUGCAAGUGGAAAAUGAACAAGGCUCUGGGUUUCACCAUGUUCCUGCUCUACUUCAUUUUCUUGGUGCUUAGCGUCAUGCUGGAAGACCGCAUCAUCAUCUGUCCAGUCUCUAUCUGAAGGUCCCAACGCUUAUAGUUUGGUUGUUUUUAUGGAUUGUAAAUUUGGACUAUUCAGGAGUGGAGCUCACAUCUUCAGUAUAGUCCAUGAAAGCAUUUCCGUCGCAUUAUGGGAAUGAACUCAGUUGUUUCAGAUGGAUGCAAAUCAGCAAUGUCAGCAAGAAUCUGAUCAUCCAAAAAGUGUUUUUAUUACCAAAUGAGCGCAAAUAACAGAUCCACUUCUUUUGAAGCUAGUUUCAUAUAAAUUAGUGUCCACCUUACAAAUGGUGAAUAACAAACCUUGACACAAGAUGUAGGUAGACAUCAAUCAGGGAGUUUUUUUUUUUUCUUCUUCCAAGGCUAAUGUACAAGCUUUGUAACAGGUUGGAUUUCAAGCAUGAAUGUGAGUCAGAGUAUCACAAGUUGCUUUGUCAGCUUCGGAAGGGACAUGGUGACGUGGUAGGGUAGGUCACAGCUUUUUUUUUUUUCUCUCUCUACGAGCUUAAACCUUUGCGAAUGAAGCAGUUCAUUUCUGUUCUGAAAUGAAAUCUACAAAACACAUCCAAUUCUCUACAUGUCCUGUGACAAUAUUGACAAAAGCAAAAAACAGUCAUUCAUUUCCCGGUGAUCACAUACUUUGAUUGUACUGUACUGAGGGAAUGUAUCCUUAGUGGUCCCAUACAACUAUCUUACACAAUAAAUUUCACUUUAAAAAAAGUAUUGCUUUAAAAACCAUAUAAAUCAUGUUAGAAUUUCCCUUUGGGUUUUUUGGUACAUUGUA
Messenger RNA from Syngnathus acus (greater pipefish), 3317 nucleotides. It is a transcript of the gene slc24a1, whose product is annotated as solute carrier family 24 member 1. The coding region runs from base 483 to 2558 and encodes 691 amino acids. Gene Ontology annotation, molecular function: calcium channel activity; calcium, potassium:sodium antiporter activity. The transcript has 10 exons. The record is from RefSeq and is a predicted model, not a curated record. NCBI's taxonomy places the organism in Eukaryota, Metazoa, Chordata, Actinopteri, Syngnathiformes, Syngnathidae. Gene Ontology annotation, cellular component: membrane. Gene Ontology annotation, biological process: calcium ion transmembrane transport; intracellular calcium ion homeostasis; long-term synaptic depression.